UGUCUCUGUGUGCACUGAGUGGACUUUGUGUACUCUUGGAUCUUAGUAGAUUUACUCCGUGAUUGUUUGGUGGAUUUUCUCGUGAAAAUAUUUAUAUUUUUCUUCAGCUAAUUCUUUGUACGUACAACACUUUAUGUGAUAAUAUUGCACAUUCAUCCAGCUUUAUACACUAAAAGAGAUGGGUUCGGUUUGCUCCCACAUGCUCCGAUCCCGCUGCUGUAAAUAUAGCUCCGUACCCUGCAUUUACCAGUCAACUCUCCGUAUACACACAACCCUUCCAGUAUGUUAACCUGGAGACUCUCUACUCCGGAAGAUAAGAGAAUAAAUGACGUAACUAGGAGAAGGGAAACUGCUAGGAUAUAGUUCUAAUAGGUUGAGAAUGAGAAAACUAGGAUCCGUGAACGUGUUAAUAUUCCUCCUGGUGAUGGAGUCCGUCUGGGGGUCUUCUCCUCCUAGGAUUCUUUUUCUCACAGUGCUCCAGGACGGAGAAACAUCACAAGUUUAUACUAAUCAAUCCUUUCAAUACUCACCCAGUUCCUUCCAGAACCUGGAGAUUAGCUGUGAAACCGAGGAGACGGAGGAACCCGUCAACUAUUUCUGGAAUCUAAUGGAUAUUCCUCUCUCCAAGGCGGAUACAGAUUUUGAAAUUAUUAACGGAACUCUGCGUUUCCUUCAAUCUAACUAUGGGAUGUUUGAGUGUUUUGCAUCUACUAGUUUAGGAACUAGCUAUUCAGCUGUAGUCUUAACAAAGCAUGAAUUGGAUACUCAAUCUUCUCUGAAACUUGUUCAAGGACCUGAGCCCCUCAAAGUAUCAAGUGCAUCUUCUCUCCGGUUUCUAUGUGAGGCAGAGAGUGAAGGAGACCUGGAGUUCUCCUGGACAUUUAAUACUAAGGCUGUGAAAACUGCGAGGUCGGACUGGAAAAUUGAACGGUUAUCCCGGAGUACAGAGAGUUUGUAUAUAAGUGAAGUUUCUCCGUCUGAUAUUGGAACUGUGGGAUGUUUGGUUUCCUCAAACUCACAUAAACUCUACCAGGAAGGUAGUAUAGAGAUAAUAGAGGAGACGGAACUUAGGAUGAUCGCUCCGAUAGUACGUCUCAGCACUGAGAACCAGGUUCAGGUUCUAGAAGGAGAAAGCAUAAGUUUAAACUGUGAAGUGAAAGGUUCUCCAGUCCCUGACAUACACUGGAAACAUCAGAACAAAAUAUACAUGGAUAAACAAUUCUCAUUAGAAAACGUAUCCCGAGAAAGUUCAGGAGACGUGAUAUGUUCGGGACAUAAUUUGGCUGGGCGGAUGACAGAUUCUGUUGAGGUUCAAGUAUUCUCUCACACCACUGUAGACGACAAUAAAGAAGAAAUUCUGGAAUUUCUUAUUGACGGCGAGGUGCGAUUGGAAUGUAAUUACAAUGUUGAUGAAAAGUGGAGAGAAGAAAUUCAAGUAGUCUGGGAAAAGAAUGGAAAACCUCUCUCUGCGGAGAAUAUUACAGUUGAAUCAACCGUAGGAAAAUCAAUUCUUCACUUCACCAUGAUAUCGGAGUCGGACCGUGGAAACUAUUCCUGUUUAGUUGAAACUCCUUUGGAUAAAGUUUCCAAGAUCUGGGAAGUUAGGUUAGUUUCUUCUCCAGAUAUUCUUCAUUUCGAGUCGGAUAAGAUUGUCUUACAAGGAACCCUGACCACUAUUCAGUGCCAAACCACAGGUAUCCCUGCUCCCAAAGUCUCCUGGUUCCUGAACGGAACCCUACUUGAAGAGACAUCUAGCGUUCACUUUCUUGACUCCGGCAGUAUACGCCUAGAUAGUUUAGAUCUCAGUCAGGAGGGAGAGUAUCGAUGUGUGGCAACUAAUAAGUUUGGAAGCGAGGAGAGAAGUUUAAAUCUUGCUGUGGCCCGUCCUACAUCACCAAUCAUAGAUAUUGAAUCCGGUCUACUGGAGAUGCAGGCUGGGAGCGGUUUAGAUCUGAUCUGCUCGGGGAACAUAGAUCCUCUGCUGAAGAGUUCGGCAAGGUACUCCUGGAACAAGGACGGGACGGAUAUUCCUGCUGACUGGAUAUCUGGUAGCUCAAGUUUAAAUAUCCCGUAUCUUCUCAAGGAACAUUCAGGACUUUACUCCUGUCAGAUCCGAACCCUAUUGGAUCAGAUCAGGAUAGAAACCGAAGUUAGGAUUAAAACUGCAGGACCAAGAAUCAUCACACCGGAGAUCUCAACGCUGGGAGAAAUAUCCGGAGGCAAAGUGAGUAUUGAAUGCUCUGCUACGGGUAUACCUGCUCCGACCCUGGUCUUCAAGUUUAAAGAUGAUGAAUACUCAGGACGGAUCAUCUCCAGCUCCAUCAACCAGACUCAGAGCGUCCUGGAGUUAAAUAAUCUGAGUGAGAAGGAUGAAGGAGAGUACUUGUGUUUAGCUGUAAACGAAUACGGGAAUAGUCAGGAAGGAAUACGACUAGAAGUGUUCUCUAGAACUAUUAUACUAUCUGGUCCUAGUGAUAUAGUUCAUAAAUCUGGAGAAUCUACAACUAUACCUUGCAAGGUAGAGGUGGAUAAGGGAUUGCGCCCAUCCAUGAAGAUAACUUGGUUCAGGAACCAGUCUCCGCUCAACAGUUCUCCGAGUACCAUCAUCACUAGGGAUAGUUUAACCCUGACAAAUCUAACCAAGGACGACGAAGGAAUAUAUUCCUGUAUUGCUGAGACAAGGAAGGAUAAAACAUCUCUGUCCGGACGACUCACAGUUCUAUCUGAAGCUCCAACCUUCUCGUCAACUCCGCGGGAUAUACGGAUCCUAGAGGGUCGGGAUACAGAACUGGAUUGUCAGGCCAAUGGAAUACCGGAGCCAAGUGUAUCCUGGACGUUUGAGGACGGGAGUUUGCGGAGUAACAAAGGAGUGCUGCGCCUUUCCUCUGUAUCCCCGGAGAAGGAAGGAAACUAUAUCUGUACAGCGGAGAAUAUAUACGGUAGUGUAAGUGAGACUGUUAAUCUCCAGGUUAUCAAGGGAGCUAGGAAAGAAAAUCAGAAUCUGAUUCCAGACAUUGUAAAGAAUAUUAAAGAUACAAUCAGCUUGCCUUGUGAUUUCAAGGUUGAUCAGCGAGUUGAGGAGGAAACUAAAGUUAUCUGGACCAAGGAUAUGAACCCCAUCCCUACAGACAGCUCCAAGUACAGAAUAGGACAGAGUCGAGCUCUAGAGAUAAAAAAUAUCCAGCUAGAAGACGCGGGACAGUACACCUGUAAGGUGAUUACUCCAUUGCAGGAGGUACAGUCCAAGAUAUCUCUGAUUGUUAGCGGAGAAUCUCCUGAGAUUCUGAACUCCUUCGACAAGGUUUCUAUCCACGAGGGAGACACCUUGUCCCUUAGCUGUGUGGCUAGAGGUGUACCAGGACCUAGUAUCGAAUGGUUGGUUAAAGACCGGCCUGUAUCCAGUCAAUACUUGACAAACAUCCAGACUGCUAACUCCGAGUUUAAAGAAACAAGGGUUAUUAUUAAAGAAGCAACCAAGAACCAGGAGGGAGUUUAUCAAUGUGUUGCGAAGAAUAAUGUUGGAACUGUUGUUAAAAACUCUCAUGUCCGUGUUGUGAAAAGGACCAAGGUGAGUAUUAUAUCCGGAGAGGAAGGAAGAGCAGAUAUUACAGUUCCGGCAGGACAGAAGCUGAAACUACCGUGUAGGGUUGAGAACGACGAGAUGAACAGGAUCACGAGGAUCCUCUGGUCCAAGGACGACAAGAACAUCCAGGUCGGAGGAGAGGACAUUAUAGAUUUCGGUAUGGACGGAUCAAUCACUAUUUUUAAUGUACAGAAAAGGAACGAGGGUGUAUAUCGUUGCACUGUGACCACGGUUAGGGAUGAAGCAAGUGCGGAGAUUCCUCUCAAGGUUCUCGUCAACGCCCCUGUGAUCACUAAAUACAGCAAAAACCAGAUGAUAUUUAGCGGAACCUCAACCAUACUGGAGUGUAUUGGAACAGGUAUACCGGAGCCGGAGACAAGAUGGACGUUUAACAAAACCAUUACCAAGGUAAUUGGUCCUACUUUCGACAUAAAGAAUGCAAUUUCCGCAGACUCUGGAUUUUAUACAUGCACAGCGAGAAAUUCCAUCGGAGAAACUCAGAGAACUAUUGUUGUGAGCGUAGUAACUGUACCUUCAGCUCAGGAGAUAUAUCAAGCUAAACUAGGUUCCAAGAUCAAGCUCCCUUGUGUCAGAGAACAAAAUAAGGUUAAGGUUUUGUGGCUCAAGGAUAACAAUCCCCUGGAGAGUCUGAGUGAGGGUAUUGAGCUGGAUGAUCAGGGAUACAUGGUGUUUAGUAACCUAUCCCAUGUGGAUGAAGGAGAGUACAGGUGUAGGGUUGCAAUAGAGACAGGACGGAUAGAGAGAGUGAUGAAGGUUUCUAUAAUGCCGGAUAUUGUAACCAUAGAUAACAGUAAACUCGAGGUUAAAGAAGGAGAUAAUUUCACUCUCAAAUGUGACGUGUUACCAGGUAGACGAUAA
Molecule: messenger RNA, 4462 nt
Organism: Eurytemora carolleeae
Lineage: Eukaryota; Metazoa; Arthropoda; Copepoda; Calanoida; Temoridae
Product: hemicentin-2
Exons: 5
Coding region: 380-4462 (1360 amino acids)
Biological process (GO): homophilic cell-cell adhesion; axon guidance; dendrite self-avoidance
Cellular component (GO): plasma membrane; axon
Molecular function (GO): cell-cell adhesion mediator activity
Source: RefSeq, a predicted model, not a curated record